CUGACUUUGAGGCAACAGCGCAACCCAGCCUGUAUGUUCAAUCAUCAGAAAUGAUUUGAACUCUGCCUGGAAGAUUAACAUCAUCAUCUACCCUGGUGCAGAGUGCAGAGGUACGUUUAGGAAAUGAAGGACCAGAAGCAGGAGGCCUACUGGCAGGAGACAGGUCGAUGGGGGGGCUAUGAGGAGAGCUUUGACCCCCAGUCUGGUGUUUGGGCGUCCUCACAUGUCUCCUACCUCACCCUUAAGAGCCUCAUCCAGCUGCGACGCACCAUGAACACAGGUGUGGCUAUGUUUGACAGUGAUGAGCGGACCCUGGCCAGCAUUGCAGAGAAGUUGGUCAAUGAGAUGGUGAACAAGAAAGAGAUCCGACCUGGAGAUCGGGAAGGGGUGCUGAACUCUUUGAUUCAAAACCGCAGCCAAUCAGACCCAGAGAGCCAAGCUCUGACUGAAGGGGCUGACCUGAAGAAGUUCUCCGUCAAGGAAAGGAGGGAUGAAUCUGACCGUGUUGAGGCCUCUAUGGUGCUUGUAGGAGCUCUGGACUUUCUAGAAAGACCCUCAGUUGCAUUUGUGCGUCUGAAGGAGGCAGUUGUACUUGACUCUGCCUUGGAAGCUCCAGUGCCUGUUCGCUUUGUGUUUGUCUUGGUCGGCCCCAGCAAGACAGACAUGGACUACCAUGAGACUGGCCGUGCUAUGGCAGCUCUGAUGGCUGACAAAGUGUUCAACCAGGCAGCGUUACAGGCAAAGACCCCCCGAGAGCUGACUGAUGCUGUGGUCGACUUCAUGGACUGCAGUAUCGUCAUCCCACCUACAGAGAUCCAGAAUGAAGCAAUGCUUUCAUCGAUUAUCAGCUUUCAGAAGAAACUACUUCAGGACAGAUUGCGGCCCUCCGAUACGUCUGGCCGCCUGGACUCCAAACCACGCAAGGUUUCCAUUUCUUCUGGGCCUUCUUCUGAAGAUCCCCUGUGUCGCACAGGCCGACCAUUUGGUGGAAUGAUGAAAGACAUAAAGAGGCGUUACCAGUAUUACAAGAGUGACAUCACAGAUGCUCUUAACGCACAAGUCCUUGCUGCCAUCAUUUUUAUCUACUUUGCAGCCUUGUCUCCUGCCAUCACCUUCGGAGGACUUCUGGCUGAUAAGGUGGAAAACAUGAUGGGUGUUCCAGAGCUCCUCAUCUCCACCAGCAUUCAGGGGAUCAUCUUCUGCUUUGUUGCAGCUCAGCCCGUCUUGGUCAUUGGUUUCUCUGGUCCUCUGUUAGUGUUUGAGGAGGCCUUCUUUGCUUUUUGCAAGUCACAGGACAUUGAGUAUAUCGUGGGCAGAGUGUGGGUUGGAGUGUGGCUGGUCAUCAUUGUGGUUGUCAUUGUUGCCUUCGAGGGCAGCUUCCUUGUGCGCUUCAUCUCCCGAUUCACCCAAGAAAUCUUCUCCAUCCUCAUCUCCCUCAUCUUCAUUUACGAAACCUUUGCCAAGCUGGGAAGGAUCUUCAACUCUCAUCCACUGAUCCUGAAUUACGAUCACGUAAAUGCUACCAUAGAAAAUCCAUGGCACCCAAGAGUGGAAGAGACAGUCAUUUACGACAAUGCUACGGGAAACACAACUAUUAUUAUCAACACAAUAAAGCCGCCUUAUCCCAACACAGCCCUUCUCUCCAUGUGCCUCAUGUUAGGCUGCUUCUUCAUCGCUUAUUUCCUUCGCCAGUUCAAAAAUGGCACUUUUCUUCCUGGAAAGGUCAGACGUUUGAUCGGUGACUUUGGUGUGCCUAUUUCCAUCUUCCUCAUGGUUGUUAUAGACUACAACAUUGAGGAUACCUAUACUCAGAAAUUAGUGGUCCCCAAAGGUCUGCUGGUGUCCAACCCAGCCAAAAGAGGCUGGCUUAUCAACCCCUUUGGAGAGCACCAGACCUUUCCUGUGUGGGUAAUGUUUGCCUGCUGUGUCCCAGCCAUGCUCGUCUUCAUCCUGAUCUUCCUGGAGUCUCAGAUCACAACUCUGAUUGUGAGUAAACCUGAGAGGAAAAUGGUCAAAGGAUCUGGCUUCCACUUUGACUUACUGGUUUUAGUCGGCAUGGGAGGACUCGGUGCAAUAUUCGGUGUGCCAUGGCUCAGUGCUGCCACAGUGCGAUCUGUCACCCAUGCCAAUGCACUCACGGUGAUGACUAAAGGACCAAAACCUGUGAUUGAGAAGGUGAUGGAGCAGAGGAUCAGUGGCAUUGUAGUGGCAUUACUGGUUGGUCUGUCCAUCCUAAUGGAGCCAAUCCUAAAGAUGAUCCCGAUGUCAGCCUUGUUCGGGAUCUUUCUGUACAUGGGAGUUACAUCACUCAACGGCAUUCAGCUGUGGGAUCGAAUGCUGCUUCUGCUCAUUCCUAAAAAAUACCACCCUGAUGAGCCCUACGCCACCAGAGUUAGCACUGGACGAAUGCACCUGUUCACAGCCAUCCAGAUUGUGUGCCUUGCACUUUUGUGGAUUGUGAAGUCCAGCCCAGUAUCCCUUGCACUUCCCUUCAUACUCAUCCUCACCAUCCCCCUGCGCAUGUUUAUGACCGGCCGCUUCUUCACUGAACUGGAGAUGAAAUGCCUGGAUGCCGAUGACGCCAAAGUGACAUUUGAGGAGGAGCCAGGGCAGGACGUAUACUGUGAAUCUCAGAUGCCAUUAUAAGAUAGGCAUCUUUUAUGACAACUGCAGCUACAUUUUAUUUAAACAAAAAAGAUAUUUAUUUUAUAUGUUGCACAAGUCAUCCACCUUGGUGGAAAAACAUGUUUCGAGCAGUUUCUUCAUAUAGAAUGCAAAGAUUUUUGUGGUAUCAAUAAAGAUAGAAUUAAUAAUUUAUUUUAAAAAAAUGUGGCUGAACCUUCCUGAAGAGUAUUUAUAAAUCACUCAGGUAGAUUAUUUCCAUUAAGUUGUUUUGGUCCCAAAACUUUUGCCUCACUCAUUUCUAAAGCUACACAUAUUCAUAUGAUAUUGGUGAGUUUUUAAAGUCUAUGCAAACGUUUUUUUUAAUUAUUUAAAACAGAUGAAAUGAAAUGAAUAAGUUAUGUAAUAAUUGAAUGCUCAGUAGAAAAAUAUUGUGGUCAAACAUAUGUCUAAUUGAUAACAUUGCAUAUAAUCAUGUAGCAAGUGCACAGUUGUUGUACUCCCUUAAUGUGAGUGAAGAUAUUUAAGCUAAAACGAUCAAAUUCAAAACACUGGAGAGCAAAAGCACAACAACACAAGAAGUAAAAUGUCAAAAUGUUUUGGUGGUAUUAAAAUUCAUACUGUGUGUUAUUAUAUUGCUGUCUAAUUGUUGUCUCCCUAUGAAUUAA
Molecule: messenger RNA, 3290 nt
Organism: Notolabrus celidotus (New Zealand spotty)
Lineage: Eukaryota; Metazoa; Chordata; Actinopteri; Labriformes; Labridae
Gene: slc4a1b
Product: solute carrier family 4 member 1b (Diego blood group)
Exons: 18
Coding region: 124-2646 (840 amino acids)
Biological process (GO): transmembrane transport; regulation of intracellular pH; monoatomic anion transport
Cellular component (GO): basolateral plasma membrane; plasma membrane
Molecular function (GO): bicarbonate transmembrane transporter activity; monoatomic anion transmembrane transporter activity; solute:inorganic anion antiporter activity
Source: RefSeq, a predicted model, not a curated record